This is a messenger RNA of Ipomoea nil (Japanese morning glory), 1848 nucleotides long. RefSeq names its product APO protein 1, chloroplastic-like. Gene Ontology annotation, molecular function: RNA binding. The record is from RefSeq and is a predicted model, not a curated record. NCBI's taxonomy places the organism in Eukaryota, Viridiplantae, Streptophyta, Magnoliopsida, Solanales, Convolvulaceae. The transcript is spliced from 4 exons. Bases 82 to 1377 code for a protein of 431 amino acids.
CACCCUCACCCUGAGCAAUUCACUCCUUCAUCGCCGCGGAAGCACCGAAAAAUUCAUCGAGGACGCGCACAAUAGCGGCAAAUGCUCCAUCGGUUUCCAGCUCUGACUUUCGCUCCCUGGACCCAAACUCUCCGCGGUUCUUGCUCUGACAAAUUCGAAUAUCUGAAGCCUCAGUUUGGUUGUUCUAAGUAUUAUGCUGCAAGAAGAGCUGGGGUUUUCCUUAGUCUUGAUAGGACACCUCCCAGUCCCCGAGAUGGUAAGACUAAGAAAAAUGGAGUUCCUCAAAACGUGGAUUUUCCCCCGGUUCAGCCCAAGAACAAGAAGAAGCCAUAUCCCAUACCUCUCAAGAAAAUUUUGCAGGCUGCAAGGGCUGAUAAAAAGCUCGCACAGAAGGGAGUGGAGAAGCCUCUUCAGCCUCCAAAGAAUGGGGUUUUGGUGCCUGAAUUACUUCCGGUUGCUUAUCAAGUAUUAGAUGCUUGGAAGAUUUUGAUUAAUGGAGUGGCCCAGCUCCUCCAUGUAGUUCCGGUUUAUGCUUGUUGUGAAUGCUCAGAAGUUCAUAUUGCUGAGAGGGCUCAUGAGAUUCAAGAUUGUCGUGGGACGAGUGGUCCCAGUCGCAAAGGCUGCCACUCGUGGGUGAAAGGUUCUAUCAAUGACAUACUUAUCCCUAUUGAGUCGUACCAUAUGUAUGAUCCUUUUGGUAAGCGCAUUAAGCAUGAGACUCGGUUUGAUUUUGAUAGAAUUCCGGCUAUUGUAGAACUUUGCAUCCAGGCUGGUGUUGAAUUACCAGAGUAUCCUUCGCGUAGGAGGACUAAACCCGUCCGUAUGAUUGGUAAGAAAAUCAUUGACAUAGGUGGAUAUGUUGAGGAGCCUGGUCCCCGUCAGUGUGUGGAUAUAGGGUCAUCAAUCGUGGACAUCGACACUCAUCGUGCUUUUGAAAGGUUCGGCCCUCCUGAAGAAUCUGAGGUGCCCGUGAUUGCACAGAAGACCAUGGAAGCAUACGAGAAAGUGAAAAGGGGCGUGACCAAGUUGAUGAAGAUGUAUACUGUGAAAGCUUGUGGGUAUUGUUCAGAGAUUCAUGUCGGCCCCUGGGGUCACAAUGUUAAGCUGUGUGGUGCGUUUAAGCACCAAUGGAGGGACGGGAAACACGGAUGGCAAGAUGCAACGGUGGAUGAAGUUUUCCCCCCGAAUUACGUGUGGCAUGUUAGGGACCCCAAAGGGCAUCCGCUCAAGAGCACACUCAAGAGGUUCUAUGGGAAAGCUCCAGCCGUGGUUGAACUCUGCAUGCAGGCUGGUGCUAAAAUACCGAAAAGAUACGAGCCAAUGAUGAGACUUGAUAUUGUCUUACCAGACACCGACGAGGCUUAUCUCAUCGCCUGAGAUUCCUAGUUCUACACAAAGUACAUACACCAACCAGGCUUAUCUUAGUUGCCCUUCGAUAGACGACAACUGUCUAAUGCGAUCGGUUCAUAUCCAUGUUAGAACCUCUCCAAGUUAGUGGGCAGCUGCAAAAUGUGAAGAAUAUAAGUCUUGAGGGCUUGGAAAAGACAGUAGGUAUUGUAUAGCAGUUACAUAGGGAGGGAAGAUGCUAAAACUUGUUUCCCUCAACAAGUACCUGGGACUAUAGGUAUUGUGGUCUUGAUUCAGUGAGAAACUGAAACAACUGCCUGUACUACAUAAGCCAUUUUGGGACCUUGUUGAAAUUUCGAAACAUUAGCUUGAACCUCAUUUCUAGAUUGUCAUGGGCAAAAACUUGUUUAGGCUUUUAUAUAGAUACAUUGUGUCUCUGUAUAUUGGCUCUAUUUGCUAAAAAAAUAGUUAGUCUAUCAGUCAAUUUUGACUUGUUUGACC